AUGGAGAGCAUGCCGAAACUACCUAAAGUGACCUACACGGGCUCGUUCAAGUCCGUCGUCGCAGGCACUCCUGGAAGUGUUUGGAAGACGGACGAGGACAAACCAUCAUACGUCGAUGGUCGGCUGAUCGGUCGUUCCAAAGUACUCGAAUUUUGCUUGGUGCGCCCAGGCUGCUGGUGCAAGAUACCACCGCCGUGUGUGGGGCUGUGCGCUCCGUUCAUCGCGUGCGGCAGCACGUGCCGCACCACGUGUGGUUCUGUAUGCGGUUCAGUAUGCGGUCCCUGCUUCAAGCUGCCCGGGAUGUGCAAGACCGAAUGUGGCAAGGUCUGCGGUCCAGUAUGCGGUCCCUGCUUCAAGCUGCCCGGGAUGUGCAGGACCGAAUGUGGCAAGGUCUGCGGUCCAGUAUGCGGUCCCUGCUUCAAGCUGCCCGGGAUGUGCAGGACCGAAUGCGGCAAGGUCUGCGGUCCAGUAUGCGGUCCCUGCUUCAAGCUGCCCGGGAUGUGCAGGACCGAAUGUGGCAAGGUCUGCGGUCCGGUAUGCGGUCCCUGCUUCAAGCUGCCCGGGAUGUGCAGGACCGAAUGCGGCAAGGUCUGCGGUCCAGUAUGCGGUCCCUGCUUCAAGCUGCCCGGGAUGUGCAAGACCGAAUGUGGCAAGGUCUGCGGUCCAGUAUGCGGUCCCUGCUUCAAGCUGCCCGGGAUGUGCAGGACUGAAUGUGGCAAGGUCUGCAACCCUAUCUGUAACCCAAUCUGCUCGUUUGGGAAGUCUUGUUGGGCCGGAUGCUGGGGCGGAUGCGGUAAGGUCUGCGAGCCUAUCUGUACACCCUGCCGCUCGUUUGGGAAGUCUUGUUGGCUUGCCCUAGUUCCAUUUAUGUGCUGUGUGUGCUGCACGUGCCACCCCCGCAAGCCGUCGAUCGAAGUUGAGGGCGACAAACGGCUGCAAGUCGGAUACCCGUGCCAUAUUGAAGCUUGCUGGUACUGUGGUGGCUGCUCCCUUGACGUGACAUUCCUAUGGGACCUUUGCGGCUGUCUUGGACCUACAUCGGAUCUCAUGCAAAAUGGGCAUUUCGAACCACGAGAGCUGCACAAUUCCAAGUGGGCCGCUAAGAUUCCUGAAGCUAAGCGAUCGGUGCCGAAGCUAACCGCUGCGCCCGCGGCGCAAACCAUGGACGCCAACACGGCGUGA
Messenger RNA from Micromonas commoda, 1182 nucleotides. RefSeq lists its product with no specific name. The record is from RefSeq and is a predicted model, not a curated record. Bases 1 to 1182 code for a protein of 393 amino acids. The transcript has a single exon. Lineage: Eukaryota; Viridiplantae; Chlorophyta; Mamiellophyceae; Mamiellales; Mamiellaceae.